CAACCAUCCCCUCAUCUGCCUGUUUCUCAGCACCUCACAAUCAUGGCAUCUCUUCUCAAGAAACCAUUGAAGCUUGCUCUCGUGCAGCUGGCCUCUGGCGCCGAUAAGGCCGUGAACCUGGCCCACGCCCGCAGCAAAGUCCUCGAGGCUGCUAGAGCCGGCGCUUCUCUCAUCGUCCUCCCGGAAUGUUUCAACUCCCCCUACGGCACGCAGUUCUUUCCCAAGUACGCUGAGACGCUUCUUCCUUCGCCCCCGACCAAAGAACAGUCCCCAUCCUACCAUGCACUCUCCGCCAUCGCCGCCGAGGCCAAAGCCUACCUUGUGGGUGGCAGCAUUCCCGAGCUUGAACCCACCACCAACAAAUACUACAACACCUCCCUCGUCUUCUCUCCCUCCGGAGCCCUGAUUGGCACUCACCGUAAGACCCACCUUUUCGACAUCGACAUCCCCGGCAAGAUCACCUUCAAGGAGAGCGAGGUUCUGAGUCCCGGGAACCAGCUGACGGUGGUCGACCUCCCCGACUACGGCAAGAUCGGACUCGCCAUCUGCUACGACAUCCGCUUCCCGGAGGCUGCCAUGAUCGCGGCCCGGAAGGGUGCCUUCCUGCUUGUAUACCCCGGUGCGUUCAACACGACCACCGGCCCGCUGCACUGGUCCCUGCUGGCCCGGGCCCGUGCGGUCGACAACCAGGUGUAUACGGCUCUUUGCAGCCCCGCGAGGGAUCUGGAGGCCUCGUACCAUGCCUGGGGUCACAGCCUGAUUGUCGACCCCAGCGCCAAGGUCCUCGCGGAGACGGAGGAGAAGGAGGAUAUCAUCUAUGCGGAUCUGGAUAACGAAACGAUUCAGAGUACGCGAAAGGGCAUUCCGAUCUACACCCAGCGGCGGUUUGACCUGUAUCCGGAUGUGAGCGCCGGCAGCCAGUAGGUCGGCAGUGAAUACGUAGACCGAUUGCAGUAUCGAUCUUACGCAGCACAAUAGACGAGUGAUGAAUGAUCAAGCAGGC
Aspergillus saccharolyticus JOP 1030-1 is the source of this 1003-nucleotide messenger RNA. RefSeq names its product carbon-nitrogen hydrolase family protein. Gene Ontology annotation, cellular component: mitochondrion. The record is from RefSeq and is a predicted model, not a curated record. Lineage: Eukaryota; Fungi; Ascomycota; Eurotiomycetes; Eurotiales; Aspergillaceae. Gene Ontology annotation, biological process: L-glutamine metabolic process; oxaloacetate metabolic process. Bases 43 to 924 code for a protein of 293 amino acids. The transcript is spliced from 2 exons. Gene Ontology annotation, molecular function: omega-amidase activity.